AUGGAUGCUGCCAGUCCUAUUCCUAGUCUUUUUCGAAGGCUCAGCCGGAGUUUCGUGGAGCAUUGGUGCAGAAUAGCGGAUGACUAUCGAACAGUCGCUAAAGAGACUGCAGCCGCCUGUCUAAAGAAGCCGUCAAAGGCGGGGUGUAUACUGGCUUGGGUGCUCUUGUGUAUGCUAACAGCGCGAGUAAUAGUGAGCUGGCUACAAUGA
Haemonchus placei is the source of this 210-nucleotide messenger RNA. NCBI's taxonomy places the organism in Eukaryota, Metazoa, Nematoda, Chromadorea, Rhabditida, Trichostrongylidae. The record is from the annotation of a GenBank genome assembly.